UGGUUCUGUGGUUUCAACAAAGAGGUUGAGUUGAGUUCAGCCAAAAUUUGAAAAUUUAUUGAGGUUGGAGCUCUAUAAUCUUUGGUUGGAGCAUUUGAGCAACCGAGCGAGCAACUGAACAACAGCAACAGUUUUAAUUUGAUGUUGCGUGAGAAACCUCCAACAACAUAUUUUGUUUAUCUUUACAUGGGAUCUUUACAAAAUGAACUGGGAGAAGUCAGAUCUUUGUGUGAAAGCACUGUCCAAGGCUCAAAACUCAUAUCUUGUGUCUGCUCCAUGGUGCGAGUUGAAAUAAAAAGGACAACAUUCAAAAGUAUUAUAGUUUGCUUAUAUUUUCCCCCUGACUAUCCAAAGUCACCACUGCUGAUUGAAUUGAGGAGUAAAACAUUGUCUGCUCGUCUUCUAGAAAAAUUGACAUGCUCUUGUGAAACAGAGGCAAAAAAAUUUCUAAAUGAGCCACAUAUUUUGAAUAUUUUGAAGUUCAUAAGAAGAUAUAUUGAUGAAACACCUUUAAUUUGUUGUUAUGAUGAAAUAAAUGAAUUGAAGUUGAAAUGUAACCUGGAUCAGGAUGAGAUAAAGUUAAAACAGAAGACUUCUUCUUUAAUUUUCAAUGUAACAGGAAACUUAUACUACUUGAAAUGUCGUAUUAUAGUACCAGAUAAUUAUCCAGAACAGAAAAUAGAGUUUUUGGAAGUUAAAACAAACUUCUCCAAUGCAUUGAAUACACAUAUCAUAGCUCAAGCAAAGGAAAUAGCAAGAAGAUGUGUCGAACCCCCAUUGAAACCGAAGAAAAAUGAUACUCCAUUCAAACCCAGCCCUUCCUUGAAGAAAAGUGUAGAAUUUCUUAUCAAUUGUGUCAAGAAUUUCCCUGAGGAAAAAUGCCAGAUCUGUGAAAAACGAUGUCUUCCUGAUGAUCCAGCUUUGUUAGAACAUGAUGAAAAAUCACCAAAGCAUGUUGAAAGAGUAUAUUGUGGACAUCUUUUUCACUUGGAUUGUCUCAUAGAUUAUAUGAAAAAGCCUCCAUUUGGUAAUAAGAAAUGUAAAAUAUGUGGACACAAAAUACAUCAUCAUAAGUGGAAUCUAACAGAUAAAUUAGCAGAAAAUCGCUGGGCUCAUGAGCAAGCUAGGGAGAGGGAGUUGGCAGAAGUGACAGAUUUUUUUAAUUAAAUUAAAAUGUGUGUUAUCCACUUGCUUUCACGUGAUUUUUUCAUUAUAUACAUUACUUGCCAUAUUUUUGAAUUGAAAUCAUUAUAUGUAACAGUUACUAUCUUCAAUAAAGUAUAUAUGUCUUUCACUAAAA
Molecule: messenger RNA, 1300 nt
Organism: Coccinella septempunctata (seven-spotted ladybird)
Lineage: Eukaryota; Metazoa; Arthropoda; Insecta; Coleoptera; Coccinellidae
Exons: 4
Coding region: 142-1167 (341 amino acids)
Molecular function (GO): protein binding
Source: RefSeq, a predicted model, not a curated record